Messenger RNA from Cryptomeria japonica (Japanese cedar), 910 nucleotides. RefSeq names its product dirigent protein 1. NCBI's taxonomy places the organism in Eukaryota, Viridiplantae, Streptophyta, Pinopsida, Cupressales, Cupressaceae. The record is from RefSeq and is a predicted model, not a curated record. The coding region runs from base 240 to 743 and encodes 167 amino acids. The transcript has a single exon.
UUCAAAAAAGAGCUUAGGACGGUCAAAGUUGUCAUGGAUUAUUCUUAAUCAGACAGUACCAAAGAUCGGCCAAGGCAUGGCCACUUUAUGUAGGCUUAAAGUUAAGCCUAAUGCUGCGUAAUUCAUCUUUAAAAAACAUUAAACUUGAAAACAAGGCUGAGGUUAUCCAAGAAGGUAUAAUUUUAACAGAGUUUGGAGGUCUGUAAUCUCUGACAUUUCUUGUAUUUUAGGAUUGCAAGAUGACAAUAGUAGGUCUAAAUCCCCUGUUCCUCUUGUCUCUGACAUUUCUCCUCAUGAUGGGCAUACAAGCAAUGGAGGUGAAGAAAACCCAGCUGCAGUUUUACAUGCAUGACAUUGUCAAAGCUAGAAAUGCCACAGCAGUGAAAGUAACACCAGGUUUACCAGCAGCAUUUGGGAUGAUAUAUGUUAUGGAUGAUCCUCUGACAGAAGGCCCCCAACACAACUCAAGAGCAGUGGGUAGAGCUACAGGAAUGUAUUUAUCUGAUUCUCUGAAAGAUGUCAGUGUGUUGAUGGUCUUUACAGUUGUUUUUGGAGAGGGUAUGUACAAUGGAAGUACUCUGAGUUUCCAAGGCCAGGACAGUGUGUUCUUAAAACAAAGGGAGUUAUCUGUUGUUGGAGGAACUGGGUUUUUUAGGUUUGUUACAGGUCAUGCUAUAAUGGAGACCCAUUACUCCAAAGGACUCAAUGCUGUACUCAGGUUCAAUAUCACUGUUGUUCACUGAUCAUUUCAGAUCAAGGACAUGGAAUCUGUAUGCAUGUCUAUAAUAUUAAUGUAUAUGAUUAGGGUUUCUUCUGUUUUACCAUCUAGGUCUUCUAAGUCAAGAACCAAUGUAUAUGUAACUUAUGAAUGGCUUUUGCAAUGAAUGAAGAUAUUUAGCUGAUUAUCGAA